GGGGCGAGACUGUCAGGGAAAGGCAAAUGAAGGAGUAAGCAAGAUUGUGCCUGCAAACAUAGAUUCAUCCUGUCAGAGUAGAGCUGACAAUAAAAGAAGGAAGGCAUGGUUGCAGAAAAACUGGAAGAGGAAGCAAGGAGAGAGUGAGGAAAAGCAAACCAUCAGCAGCCAAUCUUGGCCACCUUAUCUUUUCCAUCUAUACACGGAAACCACUGGAUAAUUUAUAAGCCUCUCCCUCUCACUCUGUCUGAGUGUGUAUUUGUGAGAGAGAGGGGGGAUUUGCUGAGCUCACCACCACCAUGCUGUAUCCUGCUGCUGUUAGUGCAGCUGCUGCGGCUGUGUGGCUGCUGGCAGUGCUGGGCCUGGGCCUGUCUCUUCCAGCUGAGCACAGCUCAGAGUCAGACUUCACCCUCUGCAGCGACUGCUUCUACAGACAGACGCCUCCUCAGGGAGCCUCUGCAGGGCCGCUGCUGCACCCACUCUGCCACAGACUGCCCGGGGGACAGGCGUUUGCCACUCUGUCCAGACCGACCUGUGACACAGCUGUCUACUCUGCCUUCCAUCUCAGCCAUGGAGGGACACAGAGGGAAGAAGAGGAAGGGGAAGACCUUCUGACAGAGAAAGAAGAGGACCACAUCAAAGUAGGAGUCCCAGCUCUUCUCAAAGGAGACAGGGAUUCAUCUCAUCUAGUCUCACCCACAGAGUCCCCUCUUCAACAAUGGGACUCAACAGUCACAGGACUGGUAACAUCAAGCAUCAGCCCCAAGUGCAGCACAUUAGGGGGUGAUAUUUACAUCCUGUUGGGGGCAGGAAGACUUGGGGCAACUGAGGAUGGAAAUGAGUGUCACACGACACCACUGUGGUCUGCACUGUGCUGCGCUUAUCCAGAGGGGAAAGGAGGCUUCAGUGUGGGGUUAAUCAAAGAGACAGGAGAGGAGGAGAGACAAGUGAGCAUAAAGGAGGUGGAGGAGAUGCUAGGAGUUACACAGCUGUUCUUUGAAGGCUGUGGAGGAGGAGAAGGGGAGACGAUUGCAAUCAGAGAGAGCCUUCACAGUAAGGGGCUUUCUAGAAAUACAGAAAAAAUAGAGGAACAUGCUACAAAUGUGGAUUCCGGAAAUGCUGAGUUGGAGACAAAUAAAGACGUAACAGAAAGAAGCGAAUCCUGCGAACAGUCGGCUGAUGUUGAUGUUUGCUCAGAUAAAGCUGACGUUUCCAGGCUUCCACAAGGAACCACAACAGAUGCUUCCCUGAGCAGCAGUGAUUUAUCCCAUGAUGACCAAGAAACUGGUAAAGAAGAGGACACAGACUCAGAUUCCACCAGCGCUCUGAACUUCAUCCUGUCCACCACCUUGUCCAUCCUCAAAGUUCCUCUGCGACCUGUCUUCUCCACCAUCACACAGUUACCCGAACAGGUGACCUACGUUCUUCAGGAGGAACUUGGAGUUCUUGCUGCCCUGCCUGGAAAUACCUUCGAUCUGGUUCACCUUUUCACCUCUGACAUCUUGUCUUACAUGGGAUCAGCAGCAGAAAUGUUGCUAGGAAUCAGCGAGACAUGCUUCUCUAGUGUUUACUACUGCUCCUCCUCAAUGCUGGGGGCCUUGCUGAACAGCUGCCAUACUGGCUGCACAGGCGUGGGUACACUGGCUGGAGACACAGUAGGAAUAUUUGGGGACGCACUGGAAAACACCUGGUCAGUGACCAAGUUCUUUGGGGGGCGGCUGUAUGAGCAAUGUGAGGGCUAUGUGGGAACAGUGAUAUCAGAGAUGGGCGGACAAGCAGAAGCUGUGGGUCAGGGUUUUGGGGGGUUAGUGUGGAGAAGUGGGAAUGGAGUGGGCAAUGUUUUCAGGCUUGGAGGGGGGUUAAUUAUGAUGAUGGUGGAUGUAGUCACUGGCGAUGUAAGAGAAGCUUUUGGACUGGAGUCAGAAUGAAGGAUGAAAAGAGCCAUGGAGUAACUCUCUUUGUUUUAUGUUCCAUAAAUUUCUUUGGCACAUGAAAAAAAUAACAGAUAUUUGAAGCUGAUGUCAUUUGAUAUGCCUAAAUUGUUAAAGAAGGAUUUACAGAUUUUUUUUUUCAACCAGAUGUAGUUACUUUCAAAUGUCAUACACUGUAGUUCUUACCUGCCACUGUGGAAAGCUGUCUUCUCAAAUAAUCUGCUGUAGCUGAAAUUUGUGAUUGAAAUGAUAAAUUAAAACCAAACACUGUGCACAAAAUGCUUUUGGAUGGAAUUGCUCAAGACAACUUGUGUGAUAACUGCUGCGUCUUUACAUUUAAAUAAAAAUGCUGCUUUUUACCAUG
Molecule: messenger RNA, 2295 nt
Organism: Melanotaenia boesemani (Boeseman's rainbowfish)
Lineage: Eukaryota; Metazoa; Chordata; Actinopteri; Atheriniformes; Melanotaeniidae
Exons: 3
Coding region: 300-1928 (542 amino acids)
Source: RefSeq, a predicted model, not a curated record